Molecule: messenger RNA, 996 nt
Organism: Insectozyma verbasci
Lineage: Eukaryota; Fungi; Ascomycota; Pichiomycetes; Serinales; Debaryomycetaceae
Source: the annotation of a GenBank genome assembly
AUGGCUGUCAUUUAUUUAGACGGAAAUUCAGAAUCAACAUCUACUUCAUUACUUAUAUUUACUACUACUAAAACAUUACCAAUGACAACUACAACGAUUUCAGAUGAAGAUACAACAGUAUGGGAACAAACAACAAUUUCUACAAAUGUUCUUACAUCAAGAAUGGUCACCGUUUUAAAAGCUAAACCUACAACUACAUCAUCAACUGAACUACCUAAACCUACUGAAACAGAACCAUUACCAACGGAAACUACUGAAUCAAUUGAAGAACCAUCUUCUACAUCAUUUACGAUCCAAUCAACAUCAGAUUUACCUACAAAUUAUAAUUUUGGAAAUAUUUCAGGAACAACAUCAUCAAAUGGAUUACAAGUCGGUGUGGCAGUAGGUAUUCCAAUAGCAAUAUUCGUUAUAAUUUUUAUAUGCUUGGGUGUUUGGUAUUUCAUUAGGUUUAAGAAAGGUAAGAAUAUAAUCACUGCUAAUUCUCAUGAUGAAGAAACUACAUUAUCAGAAAAACCAUAUCCAAUUGUAUUUUCACCUGGGGCAUACAUGAAAGAACCAUAUAAACAACAAGCACCACCACCACCAGAACCACAAACAAAAUUGAAUAGAUUGAGUCAAAUGUUUAAUUUUCCAAUUAGAGGUAAUUAUCGAAUGUCAGUAAUUACUCCAGUUUUAUUAAAGAAAUUCAAUUUAGGUAAAAAAGAUGAUGAAGAUACUGUUAAAGCACAACUGAUUCCAAAAGUUGAACCUCCAUUACCUUCGUUCAAAUUACCUCCUGUUGCUGGUUCUGAAUUAUCCACUAGUUCAUAUUAUGAACAAAGUAUAUAUACUGUGAUUAAAUCAUAUACAAGAAGGUUAGGUGAUGAAUUAAGUAUUAAUUUACAUGAUAAAUGUAUUAUAUUGGAGAAACAUUCUGAUGGAUGGUGUAAAAUUCGAAUGAUUUAUGAUUAUAAAGAAGGUUUAGUUCCAAAAAUGUGUUUACAAAAAAUUGAAUAG